Molecule: messenger RNA, 2086 nt
Organism: Talpa occidentalis (Iberian mole)
Lineage: Eukaryota; Metazoa; Chordata; Mammalia; Eulipotyphla; Talpidae
Product: WD repeat-containing protein 91
Exons: 13
Coding region: 32-1726 (564 amino acids)
Biological process (GO): early endosome to late endosome transport
Cellular component (GO): early endosome membrane; extrinsic component of endosome membrane; late endosome membrane
Molecular function (GO): phosphatidylinositol 3-kinase regulator activity; protein binding
Source: RefSeq, a predicted model, not a curated record
GCACAACUUCCUGAGCGUCCUAUUUCAGUGUAUGCCAGUUCCCGUGAUCCUGAACUUCGACGCGGAGUGCCAGCGGACCAACCAGGUCCAAGAAGAAAAUGAGGUUCUGCGCCAGAAGCUUUUUGCAUUGCAAGCCGAAAUCCACCGACUAAAGAAAGAGGAGCAACAGCCAGAAGAGGAAGAGGCCUUGGUCCAACACAAAUUGCCUCCAGCCAUGGUGUGCAACCAGAGGAACACCUCCCUCUCUCAGUCACCUCGUGGGGGCUUCCUGUCCUCGCUGCUGCCACAGAGUAAGAAGAGCCCUUCAAGGUUGUCACCUGCUCAGGGGCCCCCUCAGAUUCAGAGCUCGGCCAAGAAAGACUCCUUCAGCAGCCAGGUGGCCAGGGGAAAGGAUCCUGCGUGCGGGCCCAGGGAAGGGAAGAGCCCAUUCAGCGGGCUGGCUGCCGGGGAGUCCAGCUGGUCACAGCACCGGCAGCGGCGCCUGCAGGAUCAUGGCAAGGAAAGGAAGGAGCUUCUUUCUAUGACUUUGCAGGGCACAGAGAAGAAGCCCGAGGCCAGUGGCCCAGAAGCAGAGUCCUGCCCCGAACCCCACGUGGAGGUACCGGACAUGCUGACUCGGGCUCCUGUGUCAGGCCCUGAGGGCGCAGGGGUCCGCCCUGAGCAGCCCUUCAUCGUGCUGGGGCAGGAGGAGUACGGGGAGCACCACUCCUCCAUCAUGCACUGCAGAGUGGACUGCUCCGGGAGGAGGGUCGCCAGCUUGGACGUGGAUGGGGUCAUAAAGGUGUGGUCCUUCAACCCCAUGAUGCAGACCAAAGCAUCCUCCAUUUCCAAGUCACCGCUGUUGUCUUUGGAGUGGGCCUCCAAGCGCGACAGGCUGCUCUUGCUGGGCAGUGGCGUGGGGACAGUGCGCCUUUACGACACGGAAGCCAAGAAGAAUCUCUGUGAAAUCAACAUCAAUGAUGACAUGCCCAGAAUCCUGUCCCUCGCGUGCAGCCCCAAUGGGGCCUCUUUUGUCUGUUCGGCUGCGGCUCCGAGCCUCGCCUCCCAGGGGGACUUCUCAGCACCAGACAUCGGCAGCAAGGGCACCAACCAGGUUCCCGGGAAGCUGCUGCUGUGGGACACGAAGUCCAUGAAGCAGCAGCUCCAGUUCUCCCUGGAUCCAGAGCCCAUUGCUAUCAACUGCACGGCCUUCAAUCACAAUGGGAACCUGCUGGUCACUGGGGCGGCUGAUGGCGUCAUCCGGCUGUUUGAUAUGCAGCAGCACGAGUGCGCCAUGAGCUGGAAGGCACACAGCGGGGAGGUGUACUCGGUGGAGUUCAGCUACGAUGAGAACACCGUGUACAGCAUCGGCGAGGACGGGAAGUUCAUCCAGUGGAACAUCCACAAGAGUGGCCUCAAGGUGUCCGAGUCUGGCCUCCCUGCGGACGCCUCGGGCCCCUUCGUGCUGUCCGGUUACAGCGGCUACAAGCAGGUUCAAGUCCCCCGGGGCCGACUCUUCGCUUUUGACUCAGAGGGAAAUUAUAUGCUGACGUGUUCUGCCACAGGAGGCGUCAUCUACAAGCUGGGCCGGGACGAGAAGGUUCUGGAAAGCUGCUUGAGCCUGGGCGGUCACCGAGCCCCUGUGGUCACUGUGGACUGGAGCACAGCCAUGGACUGCGGGACCUGCCUCACUGCCUCCAUGGACGGCAAGAUCAAGCUGACCACCCUACUGGCCCACAAGCUCUGAUGGGAACUGCCCCGAGGGACACCCACGGGAUGAUGGGACUUGCCCCGAGGGGCACCCACAGAAACAGUGUUAUUUGGUGUGGGGAGGGGAGAAGGGGGUGGACAGGAACACAGGAUGUUCAACCUCGGCCCCUGCCACUGCAGGGAAUCUUCAGGGAAAGACUGUCCAGCUGCUGUGACCAGAGUGGGGGGCCUGUGGGGUACGGGGUGCAGCUCCCCAGGGCUGACUCCCCAGGGAGACUCAGGAAGCAGGAGAAGCACUGUGAUGGCCUCUUUGUUGGCCAAGGAAAGAUUGACAGUAUUUUGUAUAUAGAUGCUCAGUUUUCAUUUUUUUUUUUAAAAAAAAGAAUGCACUUGUCAG